Messenger RNA from Ananas comosus (pineapple), 1033 nucleotides. RefSeq lists its product as uncharacterized. The record is from RefSeq and is a predicted model, not a curated record. Lineage: Eukaryota; Viridiplantae; Streptophyta; Magnoliopsida; Poales; Bromeliaceae. The transcript is spliced from 5 exons. Bases 178 to 888 code for a protein of 236 amino acids.
AAUGGGUAAUCAUGUAGCUGCUAGCUUCCUGUAAUUGGAUUAUCCCAUUAAGUUUUUGUGUCUAUAGACAUGUCUUUGUUUUUUGGCCAAAUCAAGAAUAGUACGUGCGGUACUGAAAAUCAUUUUAACAGUGAUAUUUUACAAAUGCAGGAGAAAAUCCUGUUUUAUUAGGUCAACAUGAAUCAUCAAGAUUUUGGACAACAUAGUAAAACAAAGUUGAAUGCGAAUAACUAUAACUACUACCUGAGGAUGAAAUUUGACAGAGGUGGCUGGAUCUGGGGAUUUGGUGCAGGCACCGACGUCGGCACCGGAGAAGGAAGACUCAGAGCAAGUGUGGGUGAGAGCGGAGCGGGCGGAGGCGAUGAGAUCGUGGCCGAGACAGUGCUGGCUGUCGCUUGUGAGGGUGAGGACGAAGAUGCGCCCGCGCGUCUCCAAGGAGCACUUCCAGCUAGGGCGGUGCCUGCGGUAGUGGGCCAGGGAGAGAUCGCGAGUGAAAGAAGAUACAGAGGCCACCGUCCUCGUCGGAAGCGCUCCUUGGAGAAGGGUGAGCACUUCUUCGUCCUCACCCUCACGGACGACAGCGAGCACUGUCUUGACCACGGCCUCAUUGCCCCCGUCCGCUCUGCUCUCAUCCGCGCUCGUUCUGAAUCCUUCUCCUCUGAUGCCGGCGCCGGCGUCAGUGCCUACGCCAGUGAAGGCGGAGGAAGAGGACAUAGCGCUGCUUUCUUUACCGUUGCGGAAGACCGCGGAGGUGGUGGAGAAGAAAAAAAAAAAAGAAGAAAAAAAAAGGGAUAUUUUGUUCAGUUUUCUGAAAAUUCGCUAAUGAUUUUCCAAGUUGGGUCCACCACUCUGGUGCUUUGCGAUCUAUGCUUAUGCAACAAGUUUUGAUAGGAGUUGAAAAGUGAGUCCGGGUAAUCAAUCCAUGUGUUUUGCAGACGUGGAAGCUACGAGAGGAAGAGAGGCUGUUGGAGAUCGUGGAUCCAGAAAUAGUGGGAUAUCCCCAGGAGCAGGUGUUGCGCUUUAUCAAGGUGGC